This is a messenger RNA of Dromiciops gliroides (monito del monte), 1114 nucleotides long. RefSeq names its product spermidine/spermine N1-acetyltransferase 1 (gene SAT1). The record is from RefSeq and is a predicted model, not a curated record. Gene Ontology annotation, cellular component: cytosol. The transcript is spliced from 6 exons. NCBI's taxonomy places the organism in Eukaryota, Metazoa, Chordata, Mammalia, Microbiotheria, Microbiotheriidae. The coding region runs from base 239 to 754 and encodes 171 amino acids. Gene Ontology annotation, molecular function: N-acetyltransferase activity.
ACCGUAAAUAGAGGCUCCCAGGGAACCAGAGGUUGCACAACUGCUCCGCAGCUGUCUCAUCCUGUUAUCAGGGAAACCUCUGGGAAGAGAACCUUCAUCGUUUUUUGCCGGGCCCCGGGUCAUGGUGCCAGCCUGACUGAGGAGAGGAAGCUCCCGGGAGACGAAUGAGGAACCACCUCCUCCUGCUGUUCAAGUACAGGGGCUUAGUCCGCAAAGGGAAAAAAAGCAAACGACGAAAAUGGCUAAUUUCGUGAUCCGCUCCGCCACGCCCGCCGACUGCAGUGAUAUUCUCCGCCUAAUCAAGGAACUAGCUAAAUAUGAAGAAAUGGAAGAACAAGUAGUGCUAACUGAAAAAGAUCUGCUCGAAGAUGGGUUUGGAGAGCACCCUUUCUACCAUUGCCUGGUUGCAGAAGUGCCAAAAGAACAUUGGACACCUGAAGGAUACAGCAUUGUUGGCUUUGCUAUGUACUACUUUACUUAUGACCCAUGGAUUGGGAAGCUGUUGUAUCUUGAAGACUUCUUUGUGAUGAGUGACUUCAGAGGGUUUGGCAUUGGUUCUGAAAUUCUGAAGAACCUAAGUCAGGUUGCCGUCAAAUGCCGCUGCAGCAGCAUGCACUUCUUAGUGGCUGAAUGGAAUGAGCCAUCCAUCCGGUUCUACAAGAGAAGAGGGGCUUCCGAUCUGUCCAGUGAGGAAGGAUGGAGACUCUUCAAGAUCGAUAAGGAGUACUUACUAAAAAUGGCAGCAGAGGAAUGAAAAGUGCUAGCAUCAGUGGGAACAAGUUCCAUUCCUGAACCAGUCUACGUAGAAUAAAUUCUCAACUUCUUGCUUUCUAUCCUGUCUUGUAGUAGAGUCAUUCAAAAGCUUUAUUACCAGUGGCGUUGUAGCAUGUUUGUUCCUGGGGUCUGGUGCUAAAACAUCAGGUCUGUGGGCAGUUUGGAAUCAGACUUUUCUGUGAGCAUCUUCUCAUAAACAAGGUGGUGUCAUCUUAAAAUGUAAAUGAAUAAAACUUCAUUCUCGUGAGUCAUUUAAAUGUGUACAAUGUACACACUGGUACAUAGAGUUUCUGUUUAAUUGUCUUUUUAAAAAAAUAAACUAGUCUUCAAUUGAAUUGCA